UGAGAGUUUAAACAAACCAGAGAGGCCGGCCGAGCGGAGCUCUCACACACACACACUCACACACACACACACACACACACUCACACACACACACUCAUACAGCUGUUGGGAGCUUGAGGGAAACUGCUGAGCUUUCACCCGGAGAGCGGAGCUGAGGAAGGUUUGUGAGAGGAGGAACCUCACCAUUGUGGUUUGAUAAAAAUUGAGACGCGGCUGAUUGAAGAGGAGGCCACCAAGCUGGAGGAUUGGGGAUUGAACCAGCCAGACCUUUGUCCUCGGAGCGUCUCCCUCUCAGAGCUUAGAGGCCGCCUCGCGUCUCCCAGAGGACCACCACCGGCCGACCUUCUACCGAUGGAAGCGCCGACCCUGGCUGAGAUGGGAGACCCGUGUCACCUUCGCUCCCGCUCUCCGGAGGGGGAGACGGUGUGCGCGGCUCUGGCCCGUUACGAGACCACCCUCCGGGACGCCAUCAGGGAGAUCCACGUGGACGUCAGCGCUUUCAAGCUGGGCAUGGAGCGCCGCCUGGAGGAGACGGCCGACCCCGGUGGCCCCCUCGGUCGAGCCGUGGCUCAGCUGCAGCAGGAGAACCAACAGCUCAGGGGUCAGCUGGAGGCGCUGAGCCUGCAGGUGGAGCUCCUGAGUGGGAUGGCGUGCGACAGGAGCGCCUUGCUCAACAACAACAACAACCACCACAGUCAGAACCACAAGAAUCACCUGAGUGACAUUCAGGAGAACCACCAGGAGGUAAAAGAGGCGGUGUACGGGAAGGGUGAGGCUCUCCUCCACGUCCAGCCCUGCAGCCCGGGGGUCCAGGCCCAGAGCCACGGGGGCCCCGGCAGUCAGUCCGGUCCCGCGUCCCCGCCCGUCUUCUCCUCGGGGAGUCCUCCCGCGGGCUCCAGGGCUUCCUCCGUGGCGACGGGCCCCGCGGCGAGCGGCAGCCCCUCCGCCGCUCGCUUCUCCAGCCGAGCCACGUUCGCCGUGUCCAGCAAGACAAACAGCAUUGAGCGGGAGGAGCCGAUAGAGGUGGACCCCACCCCGGGCCUCGACACAGUACAUUCGGAGGUGAUGCUGGGAAAGAUCUCCUCGCCCAACGACUUCCCACACCAGCACACGGCCCCCGUGGCCACGAGGAUGCCCCACCUGCCCGUCACCGCGACAACCAAGACGGCAGAAACGAGGUGCCCCGACUCUCCCAGCAGCCCCGUUGGCUCUCGUUCCCCUCCGCCUGGCCAGGCAUCGGCUGCCGGCCAAUCGGCUGCCAGCACCAACCAGAGCCAACCAAUAGAGGAGCCUCCAGUCCAGCCAGUGCCGUCCACGUGGACUCCUACGCCAAUCAGAGCUCUGGGUUCCCCCCGCCUCCAAGAGAAGGCUAAGUCGGUCCCGCCCAAGUCCGUGAGCUACUCGGGGCUUUCGCAGCAUGACAGAGACGUCGACGUGAGCAGCGACGGGCCCUGCGGCCGUGCGACAGAGAGGAGGCGGGAGCUGGUGAGGUCGCAGACUCUGCCGCGCAGCAUUGGCGCUCAGGCCCGCCGAUCCAUCUUCGCCAGGCUGGACUGCGAGGCCGGUGCCGGGCGCCCCACACCGCUGGACUCCAAACCCACGCUGAAGAGGUCUCAGAGCUUCGGGGUGUCCAGCGCCAGCGGCAUCAAACAGAUCCUCCUCGAGUGGUGCCGCUCCAAGACCAUCGGCUACCAGAACAUUGAAAUUCAGAACUUCUCGUCCAGCUGGAGCGACGGGAUGGCCUUCUGCGCCCUGGUGCACUCCUUCUUCCCCGCCGAGUUCGACUACAGCGCGCUGACGCCCGCCGGCCGCAAGCACAACUUUGAGCUGGCCUUCGGAACCGCAGAGGAGAAGGCCGGCUGCGACCGGCUCAUCGAGGUGGAGGACAUGAUGAUCAUGGGUCGUAAACCGGACCCCAUGUGCGUCUUCACCUACGUCCAGUCGCUCUACAACCACCUGCGCAAGUUCGAGUGAAGCCUUCCACCUCCUCUUCCAUCUCCUCCGGAUCAGACUUGGAGCGGGUUGGAGAAGGACCACGCUGCCCCCUGGUGGUGGACGCGCCUCAGGACACUGACUCGUGGAGAUGAUUCUGUUUGUGACGUGGAGCUGCGGUGGAGAAGAGGAGUUGACCACAACAGCCCGGCCUCGUUUGUCAACACUAGCUUUUCUUUUUUUUUUAUAUACGUUUAGUUCGAGAUAAGACUGCAACCGUUGUAUCCGUCUUUAUCGCCACCGCACGCGUUUGGAAGUGUGUAUUAACCUUUAAUAUUGCACCAAAGGAGAGGAAGAGUGUUUCACAAAGUAUAAGUGAACAAAGUGAGUGCGAGUAUCCCACCAGAUAUUAUGUAUAAAUUGCUGACUGACAGUGGCGUCCACAUAUGCUGUGAUAUUGAGACAAUGAGUUGAGAGAUGUUAAAAAAAUGAAAUCAAUAAAUUGUUCAACGACACCUAAA
Gasterosteus aculeatus aculeatus (three-spined stickleback) is the source of this 2453-nucleotide messenger RNA. RefSeq names its product smoothelin, like (gene smtnl2). NCBI's taxonomy places the organism in Eukaryota, Metazoa, Chordata, Actinopteri, Perciformes, Gasterosteidae. The record is from RefSeq and is a predicted model, not a curated record. Gene Ontology annotation, molecular function: protein binding.